This is a messenger RNA of Symbiodinium sp. CCMP2456, 4110 nucleotides long. NCBI's taxonomy places the organism in Eukaryota, Dinophyceae, Suessiales, Symbiodiniaceae. The record is from the annotation of a GenBank genome assembly.
AUGGAUGUGGAAGCUGACAUCUCUGAGGACAUUACAGACAUCGGUGAUGUGUCCGCGCAGUGUGCAGCACAGUGCCUGGAGGUGGAGGCACCGAAGCCAUAUGACCAGGAGCUUUACCAGCUCUUAUCCCACGCAGCUGAAAGUGGCGACCUGGAGAGCCUGCUGACGAUCACAGAUACCCAUCUUACGGAACUCAGCAGUAUCAAUGCGGCUUUCGCCCUGAUACAUGCAGCUCGGAUGCUGCAGGUGGGCAGCCCAAAACGAGAUGGCCUUCGUUCUCCCAAGCUGGUCAAUCUGAUUCGACAUGUUGAAAACAUCGUGAUGGGACACCGCUUACAAGGUGCGGUUGCGGCUGAAACCGGCGAGUCAGAGGACUCGUCAUCCGAGGUGAUGAAGGUCGAGGACCAAGGCCUUCACAUGGCUUGGACCGUUUCUGUGAUUUGCUGGGGUCUGGGUCUUCUCGGUCAUAAGAAUGACAAGCUUCUGUCGUGCUUAGCCAGCAUGGUGAAGCCACUUCUGCCACACCUCAGUCCUCAUCAGCUGCAGAAUUGCUUAUGGGCUUUUGCGUCGUUGGAGAUGAAGGAUUCCGGGCCUUUUUUCGGGGCGGCGGUCGAAAUCAUCGAACCUCGCAUCACGCUUUUCAGUCACGAGAGCCUGGUGGCCAUCCUGACUUCUUUCGCAAUGGUGAAGGUCUUGAGUGCGAAUCUUUUCGAUGCGGCUGCAAAGGUGCUAGUGGAGGCUGGAGACACUCUUCGGCCUCAGGACGUUGCCAAUUGCACGUGGGCAUUCGCAACUUUGCGGCAUCCGCAUCCAGAAAUAUUUUCAGGCUUGGGUGCCUCUGCAGCACGGAGGCUCCACGAGUUCCGCCCGGAGCAGGUGGCUGUCUUGGUCUGGGCCUUCGCGCUGGUUCGAUGGCGCCUGGAGAAGCUGUUUGAGGCAGUCCAGCAUGAUGUCGUGGACCGAUACACUCACUUCAGUCCCGACAGCCUGGCCAACGUUCUUCAUUCCUUCACCUUGGUGGGUCAUGACGGUGCACAAGUGAUCCUGGAGGCCAGUCCCCUCGUCCGCACUGUUCGUGUGCUAUUGGUCGCACUGAGCAGCUGUCCGCACACUCUUGCACAGACGUGCAGGCCGCUGUGCUCGUUCGACUCGCAGUACACGCAAAGCUGCCAAGUUAGCCGCUGGUACACAACAGCCUUGCUAGAAAGGCUGCAGGGUGACGGCGUCUGGGGGCAGAUUGCUGCCAAGAGCUUUUCAUGUGAAAGCUUGAACGGCUCUGACUGCGAAAAUGCCACAUCGUGUCAAGUUUCUGGGGGUGGCUGUGCCGCUGACCGGGCUUGGAUGGCAAGGAAGCUGGCUAGCCCUUUGUGGCAAGGCGGGGCGAGCUUGGGGGCAAAGUGUGGCCUGCUGGGUCAAGUGAUGGCCGGGGAAGCCGAGUGUAUGGAAAUGGACGAGGAUGCAUGUGAUUCGUACAAUGGCACUGCUGGCUGCCUGUGGGAUCCUGUGCGAUCGUCCUGCGGCCUCCCACCUGCAGUGGUCCUUGCAUUGCUGCGGCAGGACUUCCGUGAUGAGCUCGUGCGGUUGGCUCUGCGACGAGAGCGCUGUGCAUCCGUUGCAUCUCAAGAUCUGUGCAAAGGGUCUUGUUGGUGGGAUGCCGCCGCAAUGCGCUGCAAUCUGUUGGCCGUGGAAGCUCUGCUGGCCGUCGUUGAUGAAGAUUGUCCGCUCAGGACCGUGCUGAGCACACAAGCUGCUUGUGACGAGCUUUCUGAAGAAAGCUGUCGGGCAGCAGCGUGGCAAAGUGGAACCCAAGACUGCAUCUGGGUGAACGGUUGCCAAGCGAAUCCUCGCACUCUGGAGAUGGUGUUGCUCCGGCAGCUAGGACUAAUGACCGCACAGAUGGAGGACUCCAUGACGUCUUCCAUGGCAACCUGCGGAAAUUUGACAGACUGCGAUGCCCAGACGCCUGCAUUCUGCGUGGAAGACCUGCCGCCACUGCACGGGGUGGCCGCACCACACAUUGCGACUAACCUCUCAGAAUACAAGUCGAAGGCUCUUGCUAAGCUUGUCUUUGCGGCAACCAAGACGUCUGUCAAGGGCGACUUGGUGGAGAUCCUUGCGCAAGAAUUCCUGCGGCCCCUUCUAACUGCUAUGCUGCUCGCGUUCUGGAAGGCGGAUUUGAGCAACCCCGACUUUUUUCGUCAGGCUGCUUCCAAGGUGCGGGCCUGCUUGAAAGACUUCGAGACGUCUGGGUUCAUACGUCUGCUGAGGAUCUUUGCAGCAGCUGGAGCCAUGGAGCCCGCCUUUGUUCAGGACAUGGUUGAUGAGGCACAGCGGCGCUUGCCAAGCCUCCGAGCGACAGAGCUUGUCAAUCUGGCGAAGACCUUGCUUCAGAUUGGGCAAGCUUCGCCCUUUCUCUUGGAAAACUUGGCAGAGCAUGGGGACAAAGUCCUUCCGCAGAUGUCCCAGAAGGAGCUCACGAGCUUCCUGCGAUCGCUGAGUGGCCUUGGCCUGACCUCGGCCUCUUCGAGCGGCGAGGCCUUGUUCAGGCAGGCGGCCUCCAAGAAGUUUCGAGAGCGAUCUGUCUCACGUGUGAAGGACGAUCGUCGGUACUCUCUGAAGUCUUCUGAUCUUGCUUGCUUGUCCAGAGUCUUUGCCCGCGCAGCAGCUGCCACUGGUCCGCUCACGGACAAGUAUCAGGCAUCGGCAGAGACCCCGGCCGAGCUUCGGGAGGCCAUCAACACCUUCUUGCAAGCAGCAGUGGAGGAGGCACGGCAGCGAUUGGAUGAGUUUCAAGCUUCGCCUGCUUGUUUGGUGGGGGUGCUUUGGGCUGCCUCCGAGUGCAAAGUGGAAUGCGAGUCGCUCAUGCAGGCGACGAUCGCCGUGCUUCUGCCGUCUGAUGCGGGAGGUUGUGACAACAAUCUUCAGAGACUCCAGCUGCCCGAACUGGCGGAACUGGCAAAGGCGCUCACCCACCUGGGCGUGGAGCAAGUGGAGUUGUACAAAGCACUGGCCGACGUUGCAGUAGCGUGCAUGCAGGCACAGGGUUGGGUAGGGCCUCCAGAAGAGCACCUUGUUCCUGCCGCCGAACUCCUCAGCCUUCUGGCGACAGUCGGGAUUUCGGCGUCAGUGCUUGCAUCCACUGCGGCAGACAAAGUUCUUUCAGUGUUGGACCAAGCCGACACUGGGGAGAUCAAGCUCCCUGCUUGGGUCAUUGCACGUUGCAUCGCUGGGCUCGCUCUUUCCGUCCCGGUGGGUCGAAUUCUCGGGGCAUUGAAGCUCCUGGCUCGUGCUGCGACGGCACGGGCGGUCGAGCUCCUUCCGGAGGAACGUGCCUUGAUUUUCUGGAGCCUAAGCUUGCAGGGCUGCUACGAGGAGUUCUUUGAAGCAGUUUUGGAGCAGACACCAUGGACUCUGUGGGCACCGAAGUUGCAGGACGAGCUGGUUAUCAGCGGAAAUGGGUAUGUUCCGUCACCAAAACUCGUGGCCUUGUGCCAGGUUCAUCUUGCUGAUCUGGCCUUGCGCAUUGAAGGCGGAGGAGAUCGAGCGGGUCUUUCUGCGGCGCAGAGGAGCCAUGUUGUGGAAGCUGCCCAAGUCAUGGCGCGCAUACGGCCCGAGAUACCGGCAGAGGCAGAGCCCAUCUCCCAAGCACUGAUUUCCAUGGACCUGCUGCCAUCACUCGGAAGCAGUACGCCAGAAGGUUUGCCCUUGAGCAUUCGGGUCAGCUCUUCGUCUAUCCGGGGUUCGGCUGCGUCGACUGUGUCCAUCGAGGUGGAUCGCCCUGGAGACCUGCUCUUCGACAUCGACUCGGGGAAAGCACAUCGCUUUUUGCCUACUGCAUUGAGAAGACGCUUGCUUUGGUGUUUGGGCUACACCGUGGUGGUUCUGCCCUGGUAUGAGGUCAACUGCGACAAUGAGCAGCUGGUAGCUCGCCUGCGUGCGAGACUGGCUGAGGUGUCGCCACCACGACCACGCUUCAUUUCCGAUCGAGGUGGGCAGUCCAAGCUGCAUGAGGCUGAUGAAAGAAAUCGGGUGAGCAGCGCUGAGGCCAGCGGGAACAGCAGCUCCAGUGUGUCUUCCUGGCAAGCGAUGAGGCCACCUCCCGGGCUCUGA